AUGGGCCAAUCACGGUCACGUGAUCCCAUCCAACCGUCCACAUUCACUCAUGGUGAUAAUAUGAAUAACAAAUUCGAGUUGGACCUGAAAAAUGCUGGAUCACUCUAUGCCAGACGACAUACACACGCCGUCCUACGGGGUCUCGGCCAUCCGGAUGGGCGAACAUCUGUUCAGCUUAGUCGACCACCUGGUAAUGUCAUCGACCCUGGUAUACCUGCACAUCAGAUCUCUGAUCCUCGCACUCAUUCCUUGUGGGUCCGAGCACGUUCAGCAUCUGCAAGUCAUUUACCUCAGGUGACAAAACCCAGUCCUUUGAAGUCCACUGUAGAUAAACCUGAAAUGUCUCAGCGAGCGCGUGACCUUUCGAGCAGCAGUGCGGGUCCCAUGGCAGAUACUUUAUCAGCUGCCGGAAAAAUUCGAUGCCCUUCCACAGCUGGUGCUGUUGUGCCCUCUGGAACAACGGUCCCGUUUCAACGGUUUCUGACCGGUUUACUUGCUAGUACCUCGCAGUCGACUUCAGGCAGCGAGACGAACCUCAACAUCGUUCAAAACAGUGCGACGGACGACCAGACGUGCAUCACUUCUAUUCCCGCGUCAAUGGACUCACUUGGGUCGGCAUCUGAUCUUCCUCCAGCUGGCAACGUAACACCGAUUCGUACUGCGCAUCCCACCUUGGUAUCUUUGUGGUCUUCCUUGAAGGCAUCCAGCACUCCACUCCCAUGCAUCGUUAUUUUGAUGGCAGAUUCCGAGAAUGGCGUGCCGUUUAUCCAAGCUGUUGGUACAACUGCAUUUCCCGAACGUACAUUUAUGUCGUUCGAUGCGGUGGUUUGGACGAUGAAAUGGCUCUCCGAUAUCGAAACGGUGGAACAAGCAGUAUCUUAUCUACAGACUUUGCUAGACGCUGGUUGGAUCCGCCACGCUUCUGGGAAUCCCGCGCACGCUUUUAUAUUCGGCUGUUAUAUUUAUACGUUACUGCUUCCUGACACCAAGCUACUGUCUCCGACCUGCACGGAUGCAUCCAAUAUUUCGUUCUUAGACGCUGUCGAUGUCACUGGGCAAUCAACACCAAUAACUCCAAGCCAACCACACUUUGCAGGUCUUUCGAAUGCAGCAUCUCAGACCAGUAUCAAUACCUGCCAGAAUUUGGGACAAACAAAAGGAUCUGAUAUUGGUACCAAUGUAUCAAUAGCUCCGAUUCCCGGUAGUCUUACGAUCCAACCGAUGGCAUUCCCUGAGUCGUUCCUUCCCAGGGCUACAUCCGGAUCAACUGAAUGGAGCGCUGACUUUCAAACGGACUGGGCAGAAGUUGCUUUUGCACACAGUGCCUGUAGCUCAUCACGCUCACCCUCCCAUUCAACUACCGAUCUCAAUCGUUACACACUGGAUACUACCGUAAACCAUGGCUUCCCUAGUUCCUUUUGCUCUGGUGGAUUUCUAACGUAUACGAACAUAUCCGCACUUUGUGAUGUCAAAAGCAAGACGGGUUACCAAGAACUGGAAUCUGUACUGUAUAAAAGCUGCUUGUGUGAUUUUGACGACCCAACACCCGAAGGUCGCACGGAAUGGGCACAUGUCCUGUAUACCGCAAACUUCCAUCCACAUUGUGCUUUCACCAUCGAACUCCAAUGGUUGGUUGCCAGUGGUGCACGUCUGACCGAGUUGGUCAACCACUGGCAUAAUCGUGCUGGAAUGAGUGAAUUUCACUUUUUCCCGAUCCCCUGUCAUCCUUUUGGUCAUGCGGGAAUAUUUCCGAAUGUUGAUCCAUUGCGCUGUCCGCUUUCCAUACCGCUCAACGUUGCACCACUUCUCCGCUACGCAACUGAGAUGCUUCCCAAUCGCGCAUCGUCUGCGGGAACUUUGAAAGACUCUCCUGUGUUACCUCCUUCGUGGAAUGGCCAGUCCAGUUAUUCAGCGAUGGUUGUGGCAUCCAAGUUGUUUGUCGGCUAUCCUGGUGAUCAGCAGUUGCACCUGCUUCGUUCAUUUCAACAUCAACUCCUCAAUCGGUUUGGAUUUAUCCGUGACGCCUACGACGCUGACCAAAAUCCCGCUGAUGGAACUAAUUUUAUCAUCUCAACCAUAACCCGGAACUGGACCUACGUGCACUGCAGUGGAAGUAUAUUUGUUAUGAUUCCUGUCUAUCGGACGGAGUCCCACAUGUCAAACUUACCGUCGGAAGAGAUGUCAACCAACCUUACGGGUUGUAACACUUGGACGUCGGUUCAGCCUCCACCGCAGUGCAACCCAAUGAACUCUUCGAAAUCUCCUCAGAAAAUGGAUUCUGCGUUUUCAACCCCAAGCACACCUCAAACAGGCAGAGGAAAUGCAGUAGACAAUCCUGAGUACUACAAUGCUUGUUUUGUAGAACAACUGAACGUCGGUUUCUUUUGGGCUUGGAAUCAUAUGUUACCCAGGAAACGGCGUUGCUACCUAACCGGUGAUGAAUGUUUCCAGGAUGCAAUGCUAGCUGAUUUCCGCGCAUUUAUGAAUGCGGAAGAUGACCGGCUUGUACAUGCGUUUGAGGUGUUCAUAGGAAAUUUGAACUCCUCUUCUGACGAUGAUCCAAAUGAAUCUUUUAAAAAACAAGACUGAGUGCUACUUUGCUAUUUUGUAAAAAAAAACCUUUUCGAAGCAUAUUUUGUGGAUUGUGACGGAUAAGGGAGAUACAUCUGGCGUUAAAAACGGGCCUAUUUUCAGCAAAAUUGGGCUCGUAGUCUGAAAACAGACUCGUCAUCCUUCCGAGCGGCGCGUGACCUCGCUGGGGCAACAGAACCCACUUUUGUGGCAUGUGCACCGGUUACGGGCGUGUUGGUCUUUGUCAAGUGAAGAAAAGAAUGCCUCAGAGCGUCACUGGCUGAAAUGCGUUUAUUUGGAUUCGGUUCCAGCAAUCGGGCCAGGAGAUCAUAAGCUGCUGUAGGAAACACGUGGGAAGCGGGGAGUGCGAACUGACUGGUGCUAUUCUUUGCUUCGGUCCCCUGUGACCCCGGAGACUGAUUCUCCUUAUCAACCGCCUUGGACAGAAGGGGAGGAAGGCCGAUGAAUUUCUUUUCGUGACGUCGAAUCGCGAUGCACCUGGAAAAUCGAGGUGACAGGGAAAAUGAGCAAGGUGCUCACAAAUAUGCGGCUUCGACAUUUACUACUAAGCCCCUGUUGUAGUAGUCUGCCGCAGAUAAUAUUACGCCUUUGAAGGCGAUCUGCGUAUUGCAGAUCAAUGAGGGUCUCGUCAAGACCUUUUUGAGAACCAUGGCUUUGAAAACCUUUCAGAGUUCAUCUAACUAUCUAGUCGGCCACAAAACUGAAUAGGAGUAGAGAGGGACUGGGUAUCCUUGUCGGACAAUACUUUGGGUACCUGAUGUUUUGGAGAGCUCCUCAUAUACUCUCACGCCCCGAAAGUCUGCGAAUACAAUAUAUUAUGCUGACAAACUUGUAAGGAAUUCCUUGCUUAUUAAACGUGUUAAAGAGAACAGACUAGUCGACAGAGUCGAAUGCGUUUUGAAAUCCAGGAAUACUAAAAUCGAGUCGCUGAUAAUUAUGGCGUUGUUCUAGCAUCUGAUGGAGAAGAGUUGAUCAAUACAACCCCUACCAAACUUGUUGCUUUUGGCCCGCCGUAACAGGCCACUUAAGGCAUCACAAAAAUAGCCUUUAAUCGUGUCAAAGCGACAGUCGGCUGAGGCAUGGACAGACAAGAUCAACUUCCUGCUUGUGAAAUUCAUCCACAGACGUUGCUAGAAGAGUCACCCAGGCCGAGACAGAAACAAUCGGAAAGCCAGGUUUGGGUUCGGUUGGGUCCUGCGCUAUAACCGCUUAGCCCUUUCGAGCAGGAAAAUGUCUAUUCUUUCACGGCCACGACUAUCAAAUUUGACGGCAUACCUGAAAGCAACCCUGUAGCGGAAGCGCCCCGCCUUUUAACAUGAUCUCUAAACACUGUCUUCACUCUCCUCAUUCUCUCGCCGUAUACCCUUCUUUGGUUCGAAAACGCUAAUAAGGAGGGGUUGUCUUUAAGACGUAGGGUAGACAAUCUUGACUGCGUGUUCCCCUGAUGACACGUUCAUUAGGUGCGUCGUGCUACUACUACGUUCUUUACCAGUUAUUUUUUUGCUCUAACCGGAAAGGCCCCAGCUCGGUCGUACUUCUCUGAACAGACUAAAACAGGAGAAAACGGAAGUCGUGGCAUACUGAUACUCCCUUCCGAACCAUUUUAUCUGCCUUACCUAACUUCUUAAAAGACAUCGACUAGCAAAUAACUCACUGAUAGGAUAUUCCAAACGUCUGACGUGUGUGUAUGAUGCAGUAACAGCAUCCAUUCCAGUGUAGUAUGUACAAUGCCCUCCAGAAAGAUUACCUUCAGCGAGCUACAAAAUCGGUCAUAAUUCCAAUAAGCUUACCUAGAUUUCAGCUGUUUGUGUGCAAUCCUGACAUGUUUAUUCCAGAGACACUAACGCCAUUGCGACUGUCAUAUUGGAGACUUGUUUCAAACGCACAGAUAUCAAAAGACAUUCAUGCGAUUUCCGUCAACUUCUGCGGCAGCAUUGGAAUUACAUGGCCUAUGGCUCUGAGCUCCCUCAUUUCAACAGUGUUUAUGUUCUUGCUGUAAAGCCUUCUGUGCAUGUACCUACUUCAGUUGCAACGAUCGGUGGUACGGCUUGCUGAUUCUUCUGUCUUUCAUCCGCACAAGCUUGGUCUUCUGCUUUACUAGGGCUCACUCAUAGAUUCGUAACCCACAUCUGAACAUAGCGUGAACUCUUAUUUAUACCCGUGUGGUCUUGAUUAGGCUUAACCCACAGACAUAUAAACGAACGCCAGGAUCACUGCAGUGUUGGAUUGGCCUGUGGGGUAAAUAAGUGACAGCUCUUCAUUUGUGUUCAACCGUCGCGAAACGCAUGCCAAGCAUCCGUUACCACCUCCCGUUCCACAAAAAUCGUUUGAAGUAUCUGCUCAAGAGCACUGUUCUCAGUGAACAUACGGACUAGGAGUGGUACACACGUUUCAUUCACGGUUCCAACCAACAUUCUAUUCCGUUUGGUUCACUUCGGACCUUAAAAAUACAGUUUCUGAAGAUUCUUCGACAGCCUGCGAUCGGUUUCGCUCUUCUUGGGGCACAUCGGGUAGGUCCCCAAAUUUGCCAAUGGGUGUAUUUUGCCAGGAUCGUGACAUCGUUCGCCAGGAAAACCUGGGUAACACAUUGUCUAAAACAAGCAGUGACUGGCUGCUGCUCAAAAGGUCCGUACUGGCUUGCGUGACACAACAGAGAAUUUUAGUUAUCCGCAUACAUGGUGCAGCGAAAGUUAGGUGUCGACUUAGUCUGGCUUUUCUGCAUGGUCACAUGCCCGGGUUAUGCUUCACGAGCAUAUUAUGAUAAGUUACACAUGUGUCUAUAGGGUCAGAGAGAUUUACGGAAACUGGUCCAAAAAUCAAUGUGCUGCUUUUACAGCGAUUUCUCCCUGCGAAAGCAGCAUAUUUUAACUGUUUCCACUGAUUUAAAUCGUGAACUUCAUCUCAGCACUUGAGGGAAUUUUCGGUGAUCGUCUUACUUUUUAGCGAGAAUUCCGGAAGUUAGCCAGGCUUACUGGUGAACACGAUGUUCAAAAUGGAUUGCGUUGAACUUGCCACUGAGCUAUAUGACUCUGUA
Messenger RNA from Opisthorchis viverrini, 5626 nucleotides. RefSeq lists its product as hypothetical. Gene Ontology annotation, molecular function: GTPase activator activity. The transcript is spliced from 10 exons. Gene Ontology annotation, cellular component: GATOR1 complex; lysosomal membrane. Lineage: Eukaryota; Metazoa; Platyhelminthes; Trematoda; Opisthorchiida; Opisthorchiidae. Gene Ontology annotation, biological process: intracellular signal transduction; positive regulation of autophagy; cellular response to amino acid starvation. The record is from RefSeq and is a predicted model, not a curated record. The coding region runs from base 1 to 2589 and encodes 862 amino acids.